AUGCCGUGUCCUAAAAACACACAUGUCAAAUCAGUAGCACAGAAGAUAGUCUUGGGGGCUCUACUGACUUGCGUUAUGAUGGUCUUGUAUUGUUUGUCUCCACCAGCAUCCCACGUCAGCAUGCAUACUCCUCCGCCGGAUGCUGCCUGUGCAGAUGACGCGUCUAGGAGCUCUCGGCGAACUUUCUCCGUCUCUGAAGGAACGAAGGAAAAGACACAAAACUGUGAGCCGAAAAUCAACGUCAUGUUUAUGAAGACGCACAAAACUGCAAGUAGCACGUUACUAAACAUUCUUUUCCGGUUUGGGCAGAAGCACAACUUAAAGUUUGCCCUCCCUGCCAGCCGUAACGAUUUUUUCUAUCCAUCUCCAUUCUUCCGCUCACAAGUGAAGGAUUACAAACCGAGCAUGUGCUUCAACAUUGUUUGCAACCACAUGCGUUUCAAUGGUCCUGAGGUUGAAAAGCUGCUUCCAGCAGAUACAGUUUUCUUCACCAUUCUUAGAGAUCCAGCUGAGCUGUUUGAGUCAUCUUUCCAUUACUAUAGGAGUUUGGUUCCCCUUACAUGGAAAAUUCGUGGGCAAGACAAACUGACUGAGUUUCUAAAUGAUCCUAACCGUUACUUCACUCCAGACAGUUUUAAUUCCUUCUACCUCAAAAACCUGCAGCUUUUUGAUUUUGGUUACGAGAACAACCUUGAGCCGCAGGACCCCCAAGUGGAGAAAGCGAUUCAACACAUCGCUGAACGUUUUCAUUUGGUGUUACUGGCGGAGUACUUCGAGGAAUCGCUUAUGUUGCUCAAGGACGCCCUCUGCUGGAAUAUGGAUGAUUUGCUGUUUUUCAAACUCAACGCACGGAGGGGUUCCUCUGUGUCAAAGCUUACACCAGAGUUGAGGGCAAAGGCCCGUGAGUGGAAUGGCGCAGAUUGGAAACUAUAUCGCCACUUUAAUGCCACAUUCUGGGCAAAAGUAGAAGCGUAUGGCAAGACACGUAUGGAGAAAGAUGUGACAGAACUGCGAAGAAGGAAUGCAGAGAUGGCCGCCAAAUGUAUCGAAGGUGGAACAGCAGUGGAAGCGAGAGAAAUCAGGGAGCAAGGCAUGAAACCGUGGCAACCUGUUGGAGAGAGCUCCAUUUUAGGAUACAACCUAAGAACAAACAUCAGUCCCCAGCAUCAAGAACUCUGUAGGAAAAUGCUAACUCCCGAGAUCCAGUAUCUCACAGAACUGGGGGUGAAUUUGUGGAUCACCAAACUAUGGGGCUGGUUUAAGGAUAAGAUGUUGUCGUGA
Chanos chanos (milkfish) is the source of this 1281-nucleotide messenger RNA. It is a transcript of the gene gal3st1b, whose product is annotated as galactose-3-O-sulfotransferase 1b. Gene Ontology annotation, cellular component: membrane. NCBI's taxonomy places the organism in Eukaryota, Metazoa, Chordata, Actinopteri, Gonorynchiformes, Chanidae. The transcript has 2 exons. Gene Ontology annotation, molecular function: galactosylceramide sulfotransferase activity. The coding region runs from base 1 to 1281 and encodes 426 amino acids. The record is from RefSeq and is a predicted model, not a curated record. Gene Ontology annotation, biological process: myelination; galactosylceramide biosynthetic process.